AUGACAUCGAAUGGAUUGCCCGUGCCCGCUCAAAACAGCAACUAUUUGGAAAAUGGCCGAUGGUACCACGGCUUCCGGAGAGGCCUCUACAUGUACCCAUGCGACGAGCCAGAAAAAGACCGCAUGGACAUUUACCACCAGUUCUUUGCCGUAGCACGAAGAGGCCAGCUGCACCAGGCCCCAGUACCCGUCGAGCCACAUCUGCAGCCCCGCAUCCUCGACGUUGGGUGUGGGACAGGCAUCUGGGCAAUUGACAUGGCCGACAAAUACCUAAACGCCGAGGUUUUAGGAUUAGAUCUGGUCAACAUCCAGCCCGAGAAAAUCCCCCCGAACCUGCGAUUCCGUGUACCACGCGACUAUGAGAGCCCCUGGACGCUGGGCGAGGAUUCUUGGGACCUAAUUCACCUGCGCAUGGCCUGUGGCAGCGUUACAUCUUGGCCAGAACUCUACCAAAAGAUAUUUUCGCACCUCAAGCCAGGCACUGGCUGGAUAGAGCACAUUGAAAUCGACAUGGAGCCGCGCUGCGACGACCGCACGCUUCCCCCCGACAGCAUGCUCACGCAGUGGUACGGCUGGCUAGCUGAUGCUACGCACCGAGUUUCGCGCCCAAUCGCAUACGAGCACCGCACCCGCCAGCUGCUGCAGUCUGCCGGCUUCAUCGAUAUCCAGGAGACGGUUAUUCGCGUCCCGUACAACACAUGGCCCAAUGACCCGCACCAAAAAGACAUCGGCAGGUGGUACAAUCUGGGCCUGACCGAGGGUCUGGAGGCGCUAACCUUUGCACCCCUCACCAGGGUCUACGGAUGGGAUCUCAACGCACAUGUCAAACCAUUGCUCGAGAACGUGCGGAGGGAGCUCUGCAACCGCAAAAUUCAUGCGUACAACAAUAUCCACAUUUGGACUGCUCGCCGCCCCCAGCAGUAG
Molecule: messenger RNA, 924 nt
Organism: Pyrenophora tritici-repentis Pt-1C-BFP
Lineage: Eukaryota; Fungi; Ascomycota; Dothideomycetes; Pleosporales; Pleosporaceae
Product: Tam, Trans-aconitate methyltransferase
Molecular function (GO): methyltransferase activity
Source: RefSeq, a predicted model, not a curated record